AUGUCUACGUACGACGACGAAUCCAAAGUAGGUUUGUAUAACCGUGGAAAAUUGAAUGUGUUAAAAGGCUUACGAAGGAACGUCGAUUGGGAGAUUGAAACAGAGCGAGUUGAAUUUCUCUUUCGAUUUGACCUUUUGAUCAACGAUUGGAAGGGUCAAUUUCCGAACCUGCGGGACUUUUUUCGUCCCGAAGAGAUUGAGUGCAUUCUCAAGGAUUCCAUAAAGUGCAUAGAGGAACACGUGCAUUAUGGUGCAGGUGAAAGAUUCAUCAAGUUUGUGGUUAGGACAGGAUACAAAGACGAACCCGACGUCGAUGAAUACCUCAAGCCACUGCUACAUCGCACUACUGCACUGCAUCUGGCGGCUAAAGACAACUGCAGUAGCUAUAUCGUACCUGAACUUUUUAAAAUAUACGACAGGUGCGAUGUGAAUUACAUUGACCUAAAUGGAUGUACCCAUUUUCACGUAGCCUGUAAGAAUGGCUGUGACGACAUUGUCGAGAAAUUUCUCGAGUUUGGCCAGGAUCCCAAUUGUCUUGAACAAAAAUCAUUCGAUACACCGCUAAACUUGGCUCUGAGUAAUGGCUGCAGAAAAGUGGUCAAAUUGUUGCUAACAAACGGCGCCGAUCCGAAUUCGGCUGAUGAAAAAGGACGUACACCUCUGCACGCUCUAUGCUCUAGAGGCGUUGAUGAUGACUUGGCAGAGAUCUUCUUUCAAGUUUGUGAUGCUAUCGACAAGACGGUGCAGGUCGAUGCCAUAGACAAUACGGGUGUUACACCACUACGAUCUGCUUUAGUCUUGGGUACAAAACGAAUUGCCGAGGUGCUACUGAGAAGAGGAGUCGACCCGAAUUUAUCCAACAAGGAGGGUUUGACUGCUCUGCACCAUAUUGCGUUACGCCAAAUAGACGAUGACUUGGCGGAAACAUUUUUCAAAAUUUGCGACGACAUCCAGCAGACGGUGCAGAUCGACGUUCAGAAUGAGUUGGGUUGGACACCAUUGCACUUAGCUGUGUGCAAUAGCCACAGGAAAUUAACCGAGUUACUACUGAGAAGAGGAGUUGACCCGAAUUUAUCCGACAAGGAGGGAUUCACGGCUUUGCACCAUAUCGCGUUACGCGAAACAGACGAUGACUUGGCGGGCACAUUCUUCAAAAUUUGCGACGACAUCCAGCAGACGGUGCAGAUCGAAGUUCAGAAUAAGUUGGGUUGGACACCAUUGCACUUAGCUGUGUGCAAUAGCCACAGGAAAUUAACCGAGUUACUACUGAGAAGAGGAGUCGACCCGAAUUUAUCCGACAAGGAGGGAUUCACGGCUUUGCACCAUAUCGCGUUACGCGAAACAGACGAUGACUUGGCGGGCACAUUCUUCAAAAUUUGUGACGACAUUCAGCAGACGGUAAAGCUCGAAGUUCGAGAUAAGAGGAGUGACACACCAUUGCACUUGGCUCUGGACAAUGGUCUCAGGAAAUUGACUGAGUUACUACUAAGAAGAGGCGCCGACCCGAAUUCGGCCGGCGAGAAGGGAUUAACGGCUUUGCACUAUAUCGCGUUACGCGAAACAGACGAUGACUUGCCGGAAAUGUUCUUCCAAAUUUGUGACGACAUCCAGCAGACGGUGCAGAUCGACGUUCAGAAUAAAUUGGGUCGGACACCAUUGCACUUAGCUGUGCGCAAUAGCCACAAUAAAUUAACCGAGUUACUACUGAGAAGAUAG
Trichogramma pretiosum is the source of this 1716-nucleotide messenger RNA. Its product is annotated as ankyrin-1-like. The record is from RefSeq and is a predicted model, not a curated record. The coding region runs from base 1 to 1716 and encodes 571 amino acids. Gene Ontology annotation, molecular function: protein binding. The transcript has a single exon. NCBI's taxonomy places the organism in Eukaryota, Metazoa, Arthropoda, Insecta, Hymenoptera, Trichogrammatidae.